UUUGCCGGAUCGGACUCAUCCGGGGCGCAUGCAGUUUUGUCCCGCAAAUUGUGCAGUUUGAAGAGUGAUUUCGGCUCAUUGGGAAUACUCUUUUGCUUUAUUUUGUGAUGCCCACACAGAAAAGGACGCAUUGUGCCACAAGCCAGGAAGUGAGGAUGUAAGACGCGUGGAUGUGGAUCCCCCCCGCCCCCGACUCCCUCCCUUUGGACAUAUUUUCAUUCCCUUUUCUUUUGGAUCAAAAGGCUAACAUUUGAAGCACGUUGGAUGGACGGUGACUUCAUUAUCUGGAAUGUGAUGCAUUCAAGAACACGAGGGAGGAAUCUGACAUAAGCGAAUAGUUGUAAUCUGUCUGCUACCAGACCUCAGUGCUGACCUCCACCGUGACCUUUAGCAGCGGGCGGUAAGAGGAGGAGGCCAUGUGGACCGCACGCCUGCUAGUCCUCGCCAGCCUCUUUGCCCCGGCCACUAUGGCCUUCAGUCGAGCGCCCAUCCCAAUGGCGGUGGUGAGGAGGGAGCUGUCAUGUGAGGGCUACCCCAUUGAGCUGCGCUGCCCAGGCACCGACGUAAUUAUGAUCGAGAGCGCCAACUACGGACGGACCGACGACAAAAUCUGUGACGCCGACCCGGCGCAGAUGGAAAACACCCGAUGCUACCUGCCUGACGCCUACAAGAUCAUGUCUCAAAGAUGUAAUAACCGGACCCAGUGUGCCGUUGUUGCCGGCCCGGACGUGUUUCCCGACCCCUGUCCCGGAACGUACAAAUAUCUGGAAGUCCAGUAUGAAUGCGUGCCCUUCAAAGUGGAGCAAAAAGUAUUCCUGUGCCCAGGGCUUCUGCGCAGGGUCUACCAGAGCGAACACCUCUUUGAAUCGGACCACCAGUCUGGGGCGUGGUGCAAAGACCCUCUUCAAGCCUCCGAUAAGAUCUACUACAUGCCAUGGACGCCCUACCGCACGGAUACAUUGACCGAGUACUCCUCCAAGGAGGACUUCAUUGCCGGAAGGCCGACGACGACAUAUAAACUCCCCCAUCGCGUCGACGGCACUGGCUUCGUGGUGUACGACGGCGCACUUUUCUUCAACAAGGAGCGCACACGCAACAUUGUGAAGUUCGACCUGCGGACUCGCAUCAAGAGCGGCGAGGCCAUCAUCGCCAACGCCAACUACCACGACACGUCGCCAUAUCGCUGGGGGGGUAAGUCGGACAUUGACCUGGCCGUGGACGAGAACGGCCUGUGGGUGAUCUACGCCACCGAGCAGAACAACGGGCGCAUCGUCAUCAGCCAGCUCAACCCGUACACGCUGCGGGUGGAGGGCACCUGGGACACGGCGUACGAUAAGCGCUCGGCGUCCAAUGCCUUCAUGAUUUGCGGGAUCCUGUAUGUGGUGAAGUCGGUGUACGAGGAUGACGACAACGAAGCCACGGGGAACAAGAUUGACUACAUCUACAACACGGAGCUGAGUAAAGACGGCUUCCUGGAUAUCCCCUUCCCCAACUCCUAUCAGUACAUCGCGGCCGUGGAUUACAAUCCAAGAGACAAUCUGCUCUACGUUUGGAACAAUUACCACGUUGUGAAGUACUCGUUGGAUUUUGGCGUACUGGACAACCGACUCGAGUCUUCCUCUUCCGUGAUGGUCUACAUGGACACCACCACGAGGAGGACAACUACUCAUCCCACCACCACAACUACGACAGUCACAGCCACACCAGGAAGGACCACCACGGCCAGAAUGCCUGUCACCACGGCCCAGUGGCGCCGAAUCACGUCCACGGCGUCCCCUCCGGCCCAGACUCCCGCGGGACGCUCAGUCCUGGGGGACGAUGACGAGCAUUCACCCUCUUCCUCCAGGCUUCCUAACAUCAGGGUGGAAUACUGCAGUCCCCUGGUCAUGACGGAUGUCUCCUGGCCCAAGACAAGGCAGGGGAUGGUUGCUAAGAUGUCAUGUCCUCCUGGAACCAUAGGUGUGGCCUUCUACACCUGCAUGGGCCCCGAGGGCUACUGGAACCCCCAGGGGCCCGACUUCACCAACUGUACGUCCCCUUGGGUCAAUAUCAUCAGCCAGAAGCUCAAAGCCAGCGAGACGGCGGCAGUGAUCGCACGAGAGCUAGCAGAGCAAACCAAGAACAACCUUCAGGCGGGGGACAUUGUCUACACGGUGAGGGCCAUGGUGCAGCUCGUGGAUCUGCUGGAUGUCCAGUUGAGGAACCUCACGCCCGGGGGCAAAGACAGCGCAGCACGAAGUCUCAACAAGCUACAGAAAAGAGAGCGUUCGUGUCGCUUUUACGUUCAGGCCAUGGUGGAGACGGUGAACAACCUCCUGCAGCCCCAUGCCCAGGGGGCGUGGAAGGAGCUGGGCACAGGCGAGCAGCUGAGGGCAGCCACCAUGCUGCUGGACACUGUGGAGCAGGGCGCCUUCGUGCUGGCUGACAACCUGCUGAAGACGGAUAUUGUGCAGGAGAACACAGACAACAUUCAGCUAGAGGUUGCGAGGAUGAGCACAGAUGGGAAUUUACCCGAUCUAAAGUUCCCACAAACGGGCGGACAAGGCAGCUCCAUCCACCUAUCGGCAAACACACUCAAGCAGCAUGGAAGAAAUGGUGAGAUAAGGAUUGCGUUCGUGUUGUACAAGCACAUCGGAGCAUAUUUAUCCACGGACAAUGCCAGCAUCAAACUGGGCAGCGACGCCAUGGCGACGAACUACUCUGUCAUCGUCAACUCGCCUGUGAUCACCGCCGCCAUCAACAAGGAUGCCAAUAAAGUCUACCUUUCAGACCCGGUCAUCUUUACCAUCAGACAUCUGCAACAUUCCGAGGAAAACUUCAACCCCAACUGUUCUUUCUGGAGUUACUCCAAGCGAACUAUGACUGGUUACUGGUCCACUCAGGACUGCCGCCUACUUGGGACCAACAGAACGCAUACCACCUGCUCCUGCACCCAUCUCACCAACUUUGCUGUCCUCAUGGCCCACGUGGACGUGAAGAACACAGACGCAGUCCAUGACAUGAUCCUGGAUGUAAUCACCUGGGUGGGCAUCCUCCUGUCUCUGGUCUGCCUGCUGGUCAGCAUCUUCACCUUCUGCUUCUUCAGAGGCCUCCAGAGCGAUCGCAACACCAUCCACAAGAACCUCUGUGUCUGCCUCUUCAUCGCUGAGUCCCUAUUCCUGGUGGGGAUAAACCGGGCUGACCAGCCGAUCGCAUGUGCCGUCUUUGCUGCCUUGCUGCACUUCUUCUUCCUGGCGGCGUUCACAUGGAUGUUUCUGGAAGGCGUCCAGCUCUACAUCAUGCUGGUGGAGGUAUUCGAAAGCGAGCACUCCCGGCGUCGUUAUUUCUACAUGGUGGGCUACGGCGUCCCGGCGCUUAUCGUCGCCGUCUCCGCUGCCGUGGACUACCGGAGUUACGGCACAGAGAGAGUCUGCUGGCUUCGUCUGGACACUUACUUCAUUUGGAGUUUCAUCGGACCAGCAACCUUGAUAAUUAUGCUCAACGUGAUCUUCCUGGCCAUCGCGCUCUACAAGAUGUUUCAUCACACGGCCAUCUUGAAACCAGACUCCAGUUGCCUCGACAACAUCAACCGCCGUUAUUACGACGGAUGUGUUAUAGUAGAGUGGCACUGCCAUCAGGAUUACGAACCCGAGAUCAAAUCAUGGGUGAUCGGCGCCAUCGCCCUACUGUGCCUGUUGGGCCUCACCUGGGCCUUCGGACUGAUGUACAUCAACGAGAGCACGGUGGUCAUGGCCUACCUCUUCACCAUCUUCAAUUCCCUACAGGGAAUGUUCAUCUUCAUCUUCCACUGCGUACUUCAGAAGAAGGUGCGUAAAGAGUUUGGAAAGUGCCUCAGGACGCACUGCUGCAGCACUAAAAGUGUGGAAAGUUCCAUCGGUUCCAAGGGAAAUGCUUCCAGAGCUCCUGGACGGUACUCGACUGGCUCACAGAGCCGCAUACGAAGGAUGUGGAAUGAUACGGUGAGAAAGCAGUCGGAGUCGUCGUUCAUGACUGGUGACAUCAACAGCUCAGCGUCUCUGAACAGAGGGGCUAAUCAUCUUAUCCCUAACGCACUCCUACGUCCUCACGGCACUAACAAUCCCUAUAAUACAUUGCUUGGGGAGUCGGCGGUCUAUAACAACCCUCUGGGCAUGUACAACGUGCAAGAGGGAAUCCUGAACAAUGCCCGGGAUACAAGUGCCAUGGAUACUCUACCACUGAAUGGUAACCACGGCUACAGCAUCGCCAGUGCCGACUACAUGAGUGACUGUGUCCAGAUCAUCGAGCGGGGCUACAACCACAACAAGGAGACCACCCUGGAGAAGAAGAUCCUCAAGGAGCUGGCUUGCAGUUACAUUCCGUCCUACCUGAACAACUCCCAUGAGCAAAACCGGAACCUAGUGAACAAGCUGGUGAAUAACGUCAACAAGGAGAGCGUCGGUGGUGGAGGUGGCGGUUAUGGGACGAGAGCAGGGGUGGGCAUGGCCUUCCCCUUGCACCACGAUGAAGGCUUGGAGUUGAUCCACGAGGAGUCAAACGUCCCACUCCUGCCUCCCCUGGAGACCCUGCAUAAUCACCUCCAUCAGACGCCACCCCCACUUCCACUGACCCAUCUCCACGGCUUCACCUCCGCCGACCCUCCUCCUCCUCCUCCUCCUCCUCCUCCUUCUUCCCGGAGGCGAAUCCCACAGGAUAACAGCGAUAGCUUCUUCCCGUUGCUGAAGCACACUGAGGAUUCCUCUCCGAGCCACAACCAGAGAGACUCGCUGUACACCAGCAUGCCCAUGCUGCCGGGCCACCCGAACGACGGGCCCCCGGAUACCAAGGAAGGGGGCGAGAGGAAGAGUCCCGGCGCCAGCUCGGACGACGUUUACUACAAAAGCAUGCCCAACCUCGGCUCUGAGAACCACCUCCAUCAGUUGCAUUCCUACUACCAGCUAGGACGGGGCAGCAGUGACGGUUUCAUUGUGCCGCCCAACAAGGAGGACCUGUCCCCGGUGGGGUCCCACCAGGAGCCGUCACACAUGGUCACCAGCCUAUAGACGCACCAUGUCAUACAUUAUCUCCCGUCUUUCCAUCAGCAGCGGUCCCCUUUUGAUGCUAAAAGGUUUGCGGAACUAUACGAAUGGUGCCAGUCCGGGCGCUAGCUCGGACGUGGUUCACUACAAAAGCAUGCCCAACCUCGGCUCCGGGAAACCGCCCCCAUCAGCUGCAAUGGUUUUAUUGUACCACUGAACGAGUAGGACCCGUCCCGAGAGGGGUGCGGCCAGGAGCCCUCUCAUCCGGUCCCCACAUAGCACCUCCAUGUCAAAGAUUCUACACCGUGUUUCACCAUCUGUCGUCCGCAGCGCUAGCCAGUUAACACUACAAAGGCGCUCACUUCGUACCACGCUCUUGGGGAAAAAAAAAAAAAAAGACUCGCUUGAGGAACUUUUCAAACCCACCAAAAACAAACAAAAAAAGACUAUUUUAUUACCCUUGCAUUGACUUUUUCCAAGGAUUUUUCUUUGUUUUGUUGGAGCUGCAGCACAUUUUGUUUGCUGAAGAAUCAAAGAAUCAUAGCCGCUCUUCUUCUGUUUAUUUUAAUGUAAUAAAACUAAUAAGAGAUAUUUCUAUGUACUUGUACAGUAACUAGCAUUGCACAUAAAUAGGAUGUUUUUGUUUCAGAAAUACCCCCAGUAAAUGUUGUCUAUCGCAAAAACAAACACAAAAAAAAAAAACAUUCAGGCAUUAUUUGUGCAAUGUCUUUUUCCCCCUUUUUUUCAAAGAAGUACGAGUGUAGAUAGCAGUGGUUGUAAAGGAAGAUUCCCUCAGACUGACAAUUAAUUCCAACAAAGCCCACAUGGGUUAUUGAUGAUGAGCACUUGGCACUUGUACAAAGAUGGCUGUUCUACUUAUUAAAGAAAAAAGAUGAUUUUGGA
This is a messenger RNA of Nerophis lumbriciformis (worm pipefish), 5900 nucleotides long. RefSeq names its product adhesion G protein-coupled receptor L3-like. The record is from RefSeq and is a predicted model, not a curated record. Gene Ontology annotation, biological process: adenylate cyclase-activating G protein-coupled receptor signaling pathway; cell surface receptor signaling pathway. Gene Ontology annotation, cellular component: plasma membrane. Lineage: Eukaryota; Metazoa; Chordata; Actinopteri; Syngnathiformes; Syngnathidae. Gene Ontology annotation, molecular function: G protein-coupled receptor activity; carbohydrate binding.